Molecule: messenger RNA, 3396 nt
Organism: Oncorhynchus masou masou (cherry salmon)
Lineage: Eukaryota; Metazoa; Chordata; Actinopteri; Salmoniformes; Salmonidae
Product: chemokine-like protein TAFA-1
Exons: 5
Coding region: 523-930 (135 amino acids)
Biological process (GO): regulation of neuroblast proliferation; neuroblast differentiation
Molecular function (GO): receptor ligand activity
Source: RefSeq, a predicted model, not a curated record
GGGCUGAGCCUCACACACAUAAUCAGCGCAGCUUCUCAAUGGGGGGACGGAGCCAAGAGGAGACAGAACUGUCGUUCCGCUGGAGCUGAUCUCAGUCCGUGUGUGAGAAGUGAGGAGGCAAAUGAACGUUCUGUCGUCACGAGAGGGAUUUUACCUUCACAGUACUGAUCUAAAGGUGAUAUGAGCAGCCUUCCAUCUUGUAAACACUGACUGGUUUGUAACAGCGUGUCAUUCCUGUGAGCUGAGGUGGUUUCUGGUGACCGCACUCCCAGGAUUUCCGACGGACAGAGAGAGUCGAGGGGGGCAAGCGGACGAGGCAGAAACAACAGAGCUUCUCCCCCUCUUAUCCUGCAGCGUUGUUCUUCUUUACACCUGGAACUUUGUUGGGAAUCCCUGGCCUCAGGCUAUGGAUGGAUUUAAGACAGCGUUGUGAGUCUGUUGAACAGACGGUGAUACUGACAGCAGGGUACCCUUUCUUUUGACCAGACAGACCACUCAGCCACCCUCCCAGUCUGCCCUGCCAUGUCCUUGUUCCUGGGCCUGUGGAUUAGCCUGGGCUUCCUGCUGCUGUGCCAGGCCACGCUGUACGAGACCCUCCAGCAGCACCACGUGCCCCGGCCCGGACGCAACGCCAUCCAGAUCCUGGAAGGAGGGACGUGUGAGGUGAUCGCAGCCCACCGGUGCUGUAAUAAGAACCGUAUCGAGGAGCGCUCCCAGACGGUCAAGUGCUCCUGUCUACCGGGGAAAGUGGCCGGGACGACACGCAACAAACCCUCUUGUGUGGACGCGUCCAUUGUGAUUGGGAAGUGGUGGUGUGAGAUGGAGCCGUGUCUGGAGGGAGAGGAGUGUAAGACUCUGCCUGAUAACUCUGGAUGGAUGUGCUCCUCUGGGAACAAGAUCAAGACCACAAGGAUUCAUCCUAGGACCUAACAAAGAGUUCCCUCGCAGGCUCCCAGCCAGGAUCCCCUCCCUCCAAAUGGACUAAAACCAUUACAUCAACGACGACUGACUGGAUUACCUGUGACCGCAAGAAGGAUAUCCUCUGAAAUAAAACAGCUUUGCUAGCGUGGUGCCAAGGGUUUUAGACCAGACUAAUCCCCUUUUUGAUCAAUGAGCCUCACGUCGGUGUUACUCUACGAGAACAACCAUGGCCAAUUUCCCAAAUACACUUUUUUUCUCCCCUUCAAAACGAAAACAGCUUAGCCGGGGUUAUUUAGAUGUUGUAAAAACGUUAUUUGAAAACACUAACGCCUCCCCAAAGGUAAACUGGAUGAUCCUCACAGAGACUCAGUGCUACUGAGCAGGGGAUCCUACAGGAUCAGUGGCACAUUGGAGGGACAUUAUGUGGGGAUUGCUUUUACCUAUUUCAUCAUCCUUGUCAACGGCAUCCAUCUUAGAAGCGACAUCUCAGCAUGCCAGCUAUCCUGUGUCUGUGUGGAGCCUGGGCAGUGACCCUGACUGCUGUUCACUCUGCCUACGCAACACAAUGCCGCAGGAACAACAACGAGCGCUGAGUAAACAGACACUGAGAGGUCACAGGGGUCAACCCGGGGGCCCACAGUCACUGUCCAUGAUUGACAUGUCAGUCAGAAGUCUUCUUUGUUGGCAUGCUCUAUGUAAUUCAUUGGAGCUUUUUCUUUGUACGUAAGAUGCUUUGUGUAUAUAUACAUAUAUAAAUACAGUACAUAUAAAAAGAGUAUGUGGGCUCCCUUAUACAGUAAACAAAAUAUUCUGCACGGAGAUCCUUUUGUGGGAUUCUUCAUUUCUGUCCCUGAUUAUGAAGUACAGUGAAUUCCUAGUCAAAGGUAGUGGUUGAAUCUCCUCUCUGUGUAUAGGACUGUUUACAGUGUUUGCUUGUAUUGAGAAUCUCUGGAAUAGCCUUACCGAAUCAUCAUGAGAAAGUAUUGGUCUUAUUCACCAUUCAGUGAUGUACUUGGAAGAUAGGAAUCUCUUUAGCUUCUGUAAAGAUGAUAAAAACACUGUACAGAACUGUCUAACAAAACAAACUAUAAUCAACAGCGACCCACGUCCUCUUUUCUGUGCUAAAUUAGAGAUAACAGUGCAACUGGGCCCAGUAUCUGAGAGUUAACGCCUGUUCUUAUUUCAUUCCUGUGUCUGCUAUGGAGAAUGAGUGUGGACUUGGCUGUCAAUCAAUCAAAUGUAUUUAUAAAGCCCUUUUUACAUCAGCCAAUGUCACAAGUUCUAUACAGAAACACAGCCUAAAACCCCAAACAGCAAGCAAUGCAGAUGUAUAAGGUGAGACUAGUGGUUAGAGCAUUGGGCCAGUAACCGAAAUGUUGCUAGAUAAAAUCCCCAAGCUGACAAGGUAAAAAUCUGUUGUUCUGCCCCUGAACAAGGCAGUUAACCCACUGUUCCUAGGCCGUCAUUGUAAAUAAGAAUUUGUUCUUAACUGACUUGCCUAGUUAAAUAAAGGUAAAAUAAAAAAAAUAAAAAAAUUAGCAUGGUAGCUAGGAAGAAACCUAGAGAGGAACCAGGCUCUGAGGAGUGGCCAGUCCUCUUCUGGCUGUGCCAGGUAGAGAUUAUAACAGCACAUGGCCAAGAUGUUCAAACGUUCAUAGAUGACCAGCAGGGUUGUUGUGUGUAGAUUCCACACUGACACAGUAUGCAGGUUUCCAUUGACCCAGGGUUAUCUGACAAAAGUAAUGUCUCCCAAAAAAGCAUUGCAACAUUUGUAAUGGCAGACGUAGGAGACAUAUUCUAAAGAUCAAAUACAUUUUUAUCAGUUCGACAGUGUCCUUACUGCAACAAAUGAUGAUGGAAACUGUGUUUUUUGAAUAAAAUAUGUUUGCUGAAUAAUUUUGAAGGUACGCACGUGAUGUUGUCGUUUAACUAUAAAACUUCACUCCACAUUUGAUUGUAAAUGCCUACUGCUUUCAAAAUCCAUUUAUUCAACUAGAAAAAUAAUGUUUCUCUGCAAGACAAAGAUUGUCUUGACUUUCAAUAAUGCCUGAAUUGCUUUACAUUGCAAUUUGAAGUUUCAUCAUCAAAUUGUUUCAGGUCUCUACUACUGUAGGUCUACAUGACUACAAUGGCAGGGCCUGUGGCGAUAAGUAGGCAUGAGAAUUAUUAGAAUAUGGCAAAUAUUAGUAAUUUCUUGCAUUCUAUUCAUGCUGGCUUUUUACGGGCUACCUCCCGUAACGUCAUUAUGUCCAGCUGUUUUUUUCCACAUGGCAGUACACUGGAAACGCACUGUGGCAUGCAAUUGUCGCAUCUAUAGUACUUUCUAUGCGGACAUUCUAAAUGUCGACAAAAAUGUACUGGACAAGUUAAGAGAAACCUAGCUACUGAAAGCCUUUCCAAUGGAGAUAUUGAAAAAGACAUUGAGAAAGUAUGAGCCACAUUCAACAGACAUGCAGUACCCCAAUUAGAUAUACA